Molecule: messenger RNA, 723 nt
Organism: Exophiala bonariae
Lineage: Eukaryota; Fungi; Ascomycota; Eurotiomycetes; Chaetothyriales; Herpotrichiellaceae
Exons: 1
Coding region: 1-723 (240 amino acids)
Biological process (GO): regulation of transcription by RNA polymerase II
Cellular component (GO): NuA4 histone acetyltransferase complex; nucleus
Source: RefSeq, a predicted model, not a curated record
AUGGCGGACCCAACUCUCGAUCCCUCACGAUGGACUGAUGAUCAGGAGUCAACACUACUGCAGGCAAUUGUCCGCUGGAAGCCAGUUGGCAUGCAUAAGCACUUCCGCAUGAUCGCUAUCAGAGAUUUUAUGAUCAGCCAAGGCGUUACCUCGGCCGAAGAUGCACACACCACAGCAGCCGGCAUCUGGGCCAAACUGGGAUCAUUAUACGACCUGGAGAAGCUAGAUGAGCGUGAAGACUCGAUAAUCGACGGUGAAGACUCUAAGGGAGACGACUACUUUCGAGACUUCGAGCUUCCACGAGAGGACUUCGAGGAGUUAAUGUGGCAAAGACGAAUUGCUCCCGAGGGAACUCAAAGCCCUGCUAUGUCGAGAAGAGCAAGCACGGUUGCCGACACAGACGAGCCACGCUCCUCGCCUGUUCCGGGAAAGGGCUCUGUGCGCGGUGGAAGAGGGUCUGGACGUCGAGGCGGCAGGCUUUCCCGUCUACAGAAUGAAUUGGAAACCGAGAAGACCAGCAGUCGACGGACGAGUAAGGCCACCAGCGUUGCUGAUGAAGAUCAGGUUAUGGAGGAUGCCGAUGAUGACGACGAGGAAGAACAAGAUAGCGAGGACGAGGAGGAUGCAAGUAGUGAACCAGAGGAAGAUGAGAGAAAAUCGAAAAAGGUUGCACGUGGUGGCAAAAGAGGUGGUCGAGGCAGACGUGGCGGACGCCGCAGAUGA